Cydia pomonella (codling moth) is the source of this 396-nucleotide messenger RNA. RefSeq lists its product as uncharacterized. NCBI's taxonomy places the organism in Eukaryota, Metazoa, Arthropoda, Insecta, Lepidoptera, Tortricidae. The record is from RefSeq and is a predicted model, not a curated record. The transcript has a single exon. Bases 1 to 396 code for a protein of 131 amino acids.
AUGAUAUACGGUUCCGAAUGCUGGGCAACGUUGAAGAAGCACGAACAAAAGCUAUACACAGCAGAGAUGAAAAUGCUCCGUUGGGCAGGAGGCGUGACGUGCUUGGAUAAAGUAAUAAACGAAUAUGUAAGAGGUUCCUUCAAAGUUGCGCCAAUAGCCGAGAAGGUCAAGGAGGGGCGACUAAAAUGGUACGGGCACGUCAUGAGGCGAGACGAUAGCUACUCCGUAAAAACAGUGCUGAACAUUAGCACGCAGCGAUCAAGAGGCAGAGGUAGACGGCUCGCCACUUGGUGGUACACUGUCAAAAGAGACCGAAAAACUCAGAAUAUCCCAUUGUUGACAACCCAGGACAGACCGGCCUGGCGCAAACGCACAAGAAGGCCCGACCCCAAAUGA